This is a messenger RNA of Aedes albopictus (Asian tiger mosquito), 746 nucleotides long. RefSeq names its product cuticle protein. The transcript is spliced from 2 exons. The record is from RefSeq and is a predicted model, not a curated record. NCBI's taxonomy places the organism in Eukaryota, Metazoa, Arthropoda, Insecta, Diptera, Culicidae. The coding region runs from base 151 to 648 and encodes 165 amino acids. Gene Ontology annotation, cellular component: extracellular matrix.
UCUUGCCUCGGUACUUACUUUACUGGUUGGUGAACAGAUGGUGGUUUAAUGAUUGGGCAGAUGCUAUAAAUUGAACGUGAAGGGUUGAGCUUGGUACAGUUGGAUUGGUUGUUUAGUACUGAGAACAGUAACUUCAGGCAAUUGAAGAAAAUGGCUUUUAAGUUCUUGACCUUCUGUGCUCUGGUGGUUGUUGCCCGUGCUGGAGUUAUUUCCGGCCCGGCUCUGACGACCUACCAAGCGGCUGCUCCUCUGGCAUACGCCGCUCCGGUAGCCAAGACCCUUGUGGCUGCACCGAUUGCCAAGGCUGAUGAGUACGACCCACAUCCCGAGUACUCCUACUCUUAUGGAAUCUCCGAUGCCCUGACCGGAGACCAGAAGGAACAGCACGAGUCUCGUAGUGGAGAUGUUGUUCAGGGAUCUUACUCGCUGGUUGAACCGGACGGUACCAAGCGCGUCGUAGACUACACUGCUGACCCAGUUCACGGAUUCAACGCUGCUGUCCGUCGUGAACCGCUUGCCGUUAAGGCCGUUGCUGCUGCUCCUGUCAUUGCGGCCAAGACUGUCCUUGCCCAACCAGCUAUUGCUGCCUACUCGGCACCUCUGGCCACCAAGACCAUUGUGUCCCAACCUGCCCUGUACCACCACUAAGAUUGCCUUAUAGGCAAUAGAAUUGUUGCUCAUAUCUGUAGCUGUUAUCACUUUACGACUGAAUGAUCUAGAUAGAAUAAGAACAUGUGAAACUGAAA